AUGAAAACACACAUCGUCGCAAUUGCUUCUCUGACCUACUUGUUAGGUACAGUGCCAGCAAACAGCCAGAGUGAUUCAGGACCAAAAUAUGACUUUGUCAUCGUGGGUGGAGGAACGAGUGGAUUAGUUAUUGCCAACAGACUCUCCGAAAACAAAGCAAUCACAGUCGCCGUCAUCGAAGCCGGGGAUUCAGUCUUCAACAAUCCCAAUGUCACCAAUGUUUUCGGCUACGGCCGCGCUUUCGGAACCCAUAUUGAUUGGGCCUAUCAGACAGAAGAUCAAGAAUAUGCCGGUGGAUCGAAACAAAUAAUGCGCGCCGGGAAGGCUAUCGGCGGAACAAGUACUAUCAACGGAAUGUCUUAUACCCGAGCUCAAAGCGUCCAAGUCGAUGCUUGGGAACUUUUCGGAAACAAAGGAUGGAACUGGGACAGCCUCUUCCCGUACUAUCAAAAAUCCGAAAUGUUCCAGAUACCAAUUCUGAACCAGAUAUCUCGAGGUGCCGACUACUAUAUCACCUAUCACGGGAUGAACGGCCCUCUGAAAGUGGGCUGGCCCACGGAGAUCACCAACCGCACCAUGCUCCCCGCGCUUGAUCAAACUUUUAACCAACUAGGUGUCACUUUUAAUCGCGACGUCAACGGUGGUAGUAUGGUCGGCCUGACUUCUCACCCUAACACAGUCAAUUCAGAGGAAAAUGUCCGCGAAGACGCUGCUAGAGCUUACUACUGGCCUUACCAGAACCGUUCUAAUCUCAAGAUUAUCACAAACACGUCUGCGAAUAAGAUCAUAUGGUCCAGCAAUUCUCACAGCGAGGCAACUGCAGUUGGAGUCGAGGUUACGACCGCUCAUGGGGUCGAGACGAUAUACGCCUCCAAGGAAGUCAUCCUGUCAGCUGGUUCUUUGAAAUCGCCCGUUCUCCUGGAGUUAUCCGGUGUUGGCAACCCGGAUAUUCUCCGUAAGUAUAACAUCCCAAUCAAGGUUAACAUCUCCACCGUUGGUGAGAACUUGCAGGAUCAGACGAACAACGGCCUUUCCUAUCAGGGGACAGAAUUUUGGCUCGGCUCUCCGACAUUUUCCGUGUUACCGUCAGCUAAUCAGAUAUAUGGAAACAACGUCUCCAACGUCGCUUCCUAUGUCAAUUCAAGCAUGGCUGAGUAUGCAAAGGUUGUGUCUAACUCAUCCAAGGGUGCAGUUCAAGAAGCCAAUAUCCUGGCCGCUUUCAAGCUUCAGUAUGAUUUGAUCUUCGAAUCUCAAGUUCCGUUCGCCGAAAUCGUUCUCCUUCCGAUCGCCGAUUCGUUUUCUUCUGAAUACUGGCCGCUGCUUCCGUUCUCGAGAGGCAGUGUCCAUAUCAAAUCCGCCAACGCAUCGAUGCCGGCCUCCAUCAACCCGAAUUACUUCAUGUUCAAACAGGACCUCGACGCUCAGGUCGACGUUGCCCGUUUUAUUCGUAAAGCAUUCAUGACGGCUCCUUUGAGUGACUUUGUGGGAGAUGAGUAUACUCCAGGGAUGGAGAAUCUACCCGACAGUGCAUCCGACUCUCAAUGGGAUGACUGGGUCAAGUCAAACUAUCGAUCAAACUUCCACCCAGUUGGAACUGCCAGCAUGCUCCCACGCAACAUGGGAGGUGUUGUCAGCCCCGAGCUCAAAGUUUACGGCACCAAAAAUGUCCGCGUUAUCGAUGCCUCCGUUUUGCCAUUCCAACUAUGUGGGCAUCUGACAAGUACACUCUACGCUGUGGCCGAGAAGGCAGCCGAUAUGAUCAAGAAGCAGUAUCGCCUCUAA
This is a messenger RNA of Penicillium cataractarum, 1782 nucleotides long. RefSeq names its product GMC family oxidoreductase. The coding region runs from base 1 to 1782 and encodes 593 amino acids. The transcript is spliced from 3 exons. NCBI's taxonomy places the organism in Eukaryota, Fungi, Ascomycota, Eurotiomycetes, Eurotiales, Aspergillaceae. Gene Ontology annotation, molecular function: flavin adenine dinucleotide binding; oxidoreductase activity, acting on CH-OH group of donors. The record is from RefSeq and is a predicted model, not a curated record.